GUGGCCCGGCUUUCCUCUUGGCAGACCAGUGGCGUAGUAUCGGACAGGGUGCUCGUGCGUCUGUUUCUUUGGCAUUUGCGUUACUUGGCGUGUUUUGUGGGUUUGCUUUUUGUGUGUGUGAAAAGGACGAGAGGAAGAGAAACGGUUGACACUGCAGUAUAGAUUCGACCUUUGAUUCGGGAACGCGCCAUUGCGCAGUGUCGGUUUUUUCCACUAUCGGAGUUGAAUUAAUCGAUGCGAAUAAUCGCGUACCACAAAGUGGCAAGUUAACUGACUAAUUAAACCGAGGAAUCGUAGUGACACACGAGAGCAGAGCAGAAAAUGAUACAAAAUCGGGAGAGGGUGGAAGGGUGUGGCGGCGGCUAGGACGCACCCUAGGCCGGGCCGAGCGUGGGCGGAGUCUGGCCACGACAGAACUCGAUUCAGAUUUCAGUGUUCCCCCAACGACGGGUGGUUAAGUGCGCGCGGGGACUGUCGCAGGCGCUCACCCAGCCCCCCAACCCCCCCUUCUUGCUAAUUCCGUGCUUUAAAAAUUCAUACCAAGCUACCUAGAGCAUGUUAAGAUUUAGGGUGGGCUAAAUGUGGUAGGUGAUGCAUCACGCCAUGUUGAAAAAUUGUUGUCAUGGAGAAUUACGGAAAAGGUUUUAGAUUAGAAGGCGAGAAAAACCUUCGUUGGUGAUUGGUUGGUUGGUUGAGCGGCGGGAACAACCGAGUGAGAUCACUAUAUUCAACACAAUCCUUCAUCCCCCAGUGAAGUAUAAUCCAUCGCGGCGCUUGUGUCAAGUUUAGAGUAAAGGGACUUUACGUGUUUUUGAGCCGGACUUUACUCGCCCCAAUAAUGCCUAGGCCUAUCGUCGUCGGGGCCCCUGGUCGUAGGGGCCGCUGCGGGUGAGCGGAGAGGCCCCUCGGGGGCCCCUUCAUCUGUGUUCCCUUGUGCUUGCUGUGCGUGAUGGUGGCGAGGCACAACUCUGCCUCCUGCUGAAGCACGCCCCUGCUGCGGCACACACACACACACCACUCAAGCUUCUCAAACUUUUUUUUGUGAGGGUAAAUUUCCAGUGCUGGUGAUUGAUUUGAUUGAUUGGUUGUCGCUGUCAGCUCCGCGGGUUGAACGACUCCGCCUCGACGUUGGGCUAUGGCCGAGAGGUGCGCCGUGAGGGCUCCUGCAGCCACCUCUCCUGGGGAAGAGGAGUGAGAGGGUGGGAGGAGCAGCUGCUGGAGGGGUAGCCAUGUUGUGCCUGCUGCAUGCUGACGCCGGGGGAGGCUGACACUUGAGUAUGAUGGCUAGUGCAGCGGCCAGCGGCUGAUCACCAUGGAUGUCAGCCCACCAGAUAGGGGAGUCCCUCGCCCCUCUCCGCCGGCUGUGCCGUCGACGGGGGUGCCCAACCUGACGGCGCCUGGUAGCGUGGCGGGGCAGGCAGCAGGUCCCCCCGCCACCGUCAGGAGCACCAGCACCGCCGGCAGCCACAUGGUGGCGACGCCGGGAGGGCGGACAGCGGCGGCAAUGGCGGCGGCGGCGACGACGCCGCACCAUCACCCGGCCGCCCCGCCGUCAGGCAGGCAACUCUCCCCCGUCACCACACCCUCGUCACCCACCUCAUCACGCAAGAACACCCACACUGUCACGAGCGUCGUCAGGUCAACUGCGGCAGGUGGCAACCGACUCCUGGCCGCCACCACAUCCACCAUCACCACCACCACAACCACCACCACCACCGCCUUCACCACCGCCAACAUCCUCGCCACAUCUACUGCUUCAACAGGUGUCCAUUGUCUCAACAUUUAAUACAUAUUGACAACCAUUUUCAUCGUAAUGAUGCAGCCCCUGGAGGUUUUAACAUGGGAGCUGGCGGCUGGGUUGGCUUAUUUGGGAAUUUAUGAGCUAACCAGAAUUACGCAGUAUAGCCGAGCCUAGCCUGCUACACGUUUUGAUGGAUGGGUCUUACAGCCGGCCGGGAGCCGAGUGGGAUAGUAACCUACCAUACCGGAUCGAGAGAAUUUUGAAGAUAACCUUCUCCUAGACUUUGCGAAUGCUGCAAGAUGGACUGGAGUUUCUCGAUUCUUUCGGUGAAUUUCGUAAUGUUGGAGGUGGAUUGGGCGAGAUGUUUUAUAGUUGACUUGUAUUCAAUUAAAAUCGAGGUUUUAAGUGUUCGCUUUGGUUUUACUUAAUUGGUUUCAGUUGGUUUUAUCUAUUUGUGUCGAGUUUGACGUUCUUUGUAAUAUUUUUAGUUCUAUAAACUGGUAUUGUUAUAAAGUUUAUAUGUUUGAAUCAGAGAUUUCUAAUGUUUACAUUGAAUUAAUUUUUUUAAUUCACAAAAUUACGAUUUUUUAUUGAAGGCUGUGAAAGCUAUUUGCGUUCUGUAUUAAAAAAUAUAAUUUGUGCGAAAUAUUUCAAUGAAAAUAUAUAUUUUUUAAUUUUGAAAAGAACUACGAUGGAUCAGAAUUUUAAAGAUUUUAAAAUAAAAAAUAUUUUAAGUUGUAGGCCACAGAUAGGCAAUAAUGUUUUGAAAUUGAAAAUGGACUGAACUAAUUGCUUAAAUACAAGAUAUCAAGCGAUUUCUUUAGAAUUUGUUAGACUUAUAAAUGCAUUUGUACCAGCUUUGUAGGAAAGUUUUUAUUAUUUUGAAGAUAGAUGAAUUUUGCCAGUUGCAAAUUGGAAAUUGUUAAUUCUGAAUAAUUUUUCUGAAUUUCGAAUUGUAGAGAAUCUUAAUUAAUUUUUUUAUGGUACGAUAAACUGCUCUCCUAGUAAAUAACUCUCUAUAUCAAAGAUGCAUUUUUUGUUGGAGUUAGCCAAAUUAAAAUAGUGUCCAAUCAUCAAAUUUGUAAUGAACCAGCGGUAAAAAGAAGUACUGUACAUUACUGGUACAAGACUUUAGACUAACCUUAGCUGUUGAGACUGCUCUAGGCUAAUGAUCUUUGGUAUUGCCAUGUUUAAGUCAACAUCACAGAGCACCAAGCCUCUUGCAAGAAGCCAAUGUUGCCGGGUUUACUACCAUUUAAGGGGAAGGAAGACAUUUUGUUGCUAUCGGAUAUCACUUGAAGUUUAGACUCGUAGGAUAAUGUUUUAGGGUUAGAUGGCGGCGAAGACAAAACAGUGAGCAAUAAUAUUUUCUGUUUACUUAUUAUUAUUACUGGUGAAGACAAGUGAGAAAACGGUAAUACAACGGAACAACUGUUUGUAGUCAAUUUUAAUAUUAAUUGUUAACAGUUACAAUGAGAAUUAUGUAUUAUCUGUGACUGCUGUUGAUGGUCUGAUUCAAAUAAUAAUAAUACUUUAAUAAUAAUAAAGUAUUAAUAAUUGUGUCCAAAUGGUUAAUACAUUUUAUUGUGUGUUUCAUUAUUAGACUGUUUGAUUAGUUAUUAUUAAAUUACAGCGAUAUCAUAAAAUCUUUAUUGUUACAAUAAUAAUAUAGGUUUUUAAUUGUUAACUAUUAUU
Procambarus clarkii (red swamp crayfish) is the source of this 3436-nucleotide messenger RNA. NCBI's taxonomy places the organism in Eukaryota, Metazoa, Arthropoda, Malacostraca, Decapoda, Cambaridae. The record is from RefSeq and is a predicted model, not a curated record.